AUGCGCCUCAACACCAGCGUCAUCGCUGGCUUCAUCGCCUUCGGUGCUGCUACGCCUGCCGGCUUCGCAGUCAAGCCAACUUCCACUGAAGACCCCGUCGAUGCUGUACCAGCCCAACACACUCCCGUCGUGGAUGGAAACUGGCACAUUGGCUGCGACAAGAACAACUACUGCUCCUACUACCAGGGAGACGAUAUGGCUGUUAGAAACAUCAACUCGGUGUCCCCUCGUACCAUUGCUUUGUCGGAAGCCACGUGCAAACAGUGUUCAAGUCAGGAUACCUGCCGCUAUUGUGAAAACGCACUCGGUUUCCGGUGCCGAGACUGCGACCACUACCAAUGCGAAGACGUAUAUCUGAAAGGUAGUACGACAUGCUUCGACAUCCAACCCGAGCUUGCCGACGCCAUUAGAAACCACACAGUCACAGCCACCAUCCUCGAGACUACCAUCAGCACCUCUGUCGUAACUGUGACCGCCAUGCCUACUUCUGAGGCAUCGAUUUCCGACAUCAUCACUACCAUCACGCUUGCUCGUACAGCCCUACCCCCGAGGCAUACUGGACCACCCCCUCGCGAUGAGGUAGCCUCCAACGAUCGGGACAAUCAAUCACCCACUCGUCGCACUGCUUUCAAGCAGUCAGAAUGCUUCCCUUGCAACGACCAAACUUGCCCAGAAUGUCACGCAGACUGUGCGGAGUGCGACAAGUAUCUUUGCAACAACUUGGCUACUCACACGACCGUGUGUAUGAGCGUCCGUUCCAAAUGGCAGCCUCCGGGCUUCAACGUCUCUGCCUCCGGGCCCAGUGAGACCACAACUACCACCCAGACAGUGGUCAUCUCAACCAUCGUCCCCACGUCCUCACCAGUCGUCACAGUUACCGUGUCUGCCCCUAUCACCAGUACCACUACUGUUGUCGUAGCUCCUCAGAGCUCCCCAUGCACUACGACCACUACUUCGAUACCUCUAGUAACCACCAGCACUGUGACAGUAGUUACUCAGCGUCCACAGACCAGCACCGUGACAGUUGUUGCUCAGCGUCCACAGACCACCACUGUAACAGUCGUUACUCAACGUCCACAGACCGGCGUCGUAACAGUAGUUGCUCAACAACCUCAAACCAAGACCGUCACUGUGCAGAAGCCGGCUUCUACCGUAAUCUAUCAGCAACCCGGCACCACAUCCAUCGUCACCGUACAGAACCCAGCCUCUACCGUCAUCUACCAGCAACCAGGCACAACUUCAAUCGUCACCUACCACUACCAGGACCCAGCUUCCACCAUCGUCCUCCAGCCACCAACUGUUACCGCUUCGCGCUCACCACACGUACUUGAGAUUCCCGUCACUGUGAUCACGACCGCGACCCACACCGUAGCCAGGUCAGUUCGUGCCAACCAAACUCCUGCGCCCAUGUCUCGCCACGAUAGCAUUAUCGCCAAGCCAAUUUGUGACGCUUGUGACGACAACCCGGAGUGCGAUAGGUGCGAUUUCGCUUGCGACCAAGGCUGUGAGCGCUUCCUAUGCAAAGACCCUCUCAGCGAAGCGGAACUCUGCGUAGCCUACCUAGAGGACGCCGAGGCGUCCAAAGCAUACGCCACGUCCAUGGCUUCUGGCGAUUUCCUUGGCUCCGCCGCUAUGCUUCUGGUGCUCGCCGGCGACGAGACCCCUUCUUCCAACACUUCGACCACCCAUUUACAGCCAGCGAUCUCCAACGGAACCCGGCCAAACUUCUCCUUUGCCGAGGAGGAUUGCUACCUGUGCGAGUCCGGUGAUGAGUCUUGCGAUAUGUGCGACUGGCAGUUCACCUGCGGCAUCAAGAAGAAGUGUUUUCACAACGGCGCGCGCGAGGUUGUCGAGAUGUGCUUCGAGAAGGGCGAAAAGUGCCGUCCUUGA
Messenger RNA from Alternaria rosae, 1890 nucleotides. RefSeq lists its product as uncharacterized. The transcript has 5 exons. The coding region runs from base 1 to 1890 and encodes 629 amino acids. The record is from RefSeq and is a predicted model, not a curated record. Lineage: Eukaryota; Fungi; Ascomycota; Dothideomycetes; Pleosporales; Pleosporaceae.